This is a messenger RNA of Aspergillus wentii DTO 134E9, 777 nucleotides long. Its product is annotated as oxidoreductase, short chain dehydrogenase/reductase family superfamily. Lineage: Eukaryota; Fungi; Ascomycota; Eurotiomycetes; Eurotiales; Aspergillaceae. Gene Ontology annotation, molecular function: oxidoreductase activity, acting on the CH-OH group of donors, NAD or NADP as acceptor. Bases 1 to 777 code for a protein of 258 amino acids. The record is from RefSeq and is a predicted model, not a curated record. The transcript is spliced from 3 exons.
AUGAAUAGCAACAUCCUCAUCGUGGGCGCUACCAGAGGGCUUGGAGCCUCUUUGAGAAAACUAUACGCCUCAAAGCCAUCAACUGCAAACACAUACGCAACUGCGCGAUCAAGCUCUCCCCCAGAAAAUAGCACAGAGCCUCGUGUAUCCUGGAUCACGGAUAUUGACCUCUCCCAGCCUGAUGUUGGCCAGAAGCUCGUUUGGCAGCUCCCUCAAUCGACGAAGAUAUCAACAGCUAUAAUUACAGCGGGAUAUUUCGGGUUCGAAACAUUCGAUGACCCCAAUUGGGAGAAGGAAGUCAGAAUGUAUACUACUUCAGCCAUUGGACCGGUCUUUGUUGUGCAGAACCUUGUUAAGGCAGGUCUAUUGGGCGAGGGAAGCAAAGUUAUCCUCGUUAGUAGUGAGAGUGGAAGUAUAACUCUUCGACACGAGAAAGAAGGCGGCGGUAACUAUGGCCACCAUGCUAGCAAGGCGGCUCUGAACAUGGUUGGAAAGUUACUUUCUUUGGAUCUCAAGGAGAAGGGGAUCGCUGUGGGUUUGGUGCACCCGGGAUUCAUGCGCACGGAAAUGACCAAAAGUGUCGGCUUCGACAAAUUCUGGGAUGCUGGCGGAGCUGUUACCCCGGACCAAGCAGCCGAGUCGCUUUCCUCGUUUGUUGAGGGGUUUGGGCUAGACAGGACAGGGGAAUAUUGGGCACCACGAGGCCCUGGAGACAUUGGAACUGCAGAGGCUACAUUGGGGAGAGAUCUUCCAACACCGCUGCAAUUGCCGUGGUAA